Messenger RNA from Brettanomyces bruxellensis, 369 nucleotides. It is a transcript of the gene MRPS16, whose product is annotated as 37S ribosomal protein S16, mitochondrial. Gene Ontology annotation, biological process: mitochondrial translation. The transcript has a single exon. Lineage: Eukaryota; Fungi; Ascomycota; Pichiomycetes; Pichiales; Pichiaceae. Gene Ontology annotation, cellular component: mitochondrial small ribosomal subunit; ribosome. The record is from RefSeq and is a predicted model, not a curated record. Gene Ontology annotation, molecular function: structural constituent of ribosome. Bases 1 to 369 code for a protein of 122 amino acids.
AUGAAGGGUCUAGUUCGCAUUAGACUUGCUCGAAUGGGUAGAGUCCACCAGCCGAUUUAUAACAUUGUUGUCACAAAUAAACGUACGAAGAGAGAUGGGAAGCCAAUAGAAAUUAUUGGAACGUAUAAUCCUGUGCCAACACCACUUACUGCAAAACAGAAGGUGCAAGGAUAUGUUCCUACGAAAGAUGUUGCACUUGACUUUACCCGGGCUAAAUAUUGGUUAGGUGUGGGAGCGCAGCCUACUGAAACAAUAGCUAAGCUUUUUAAGAAGGCAGGUAUCCUUUAUCCUGAAUGGCCACUACCAAGCAAAGUUGCCAGGAUUAGAAAGACUCAGAUCAUGUCGAUUGAGGGGAGGAAAUUCACCUAA